Molecule: messenger RNA, 501 nt
Organism: Talaromyces rugulosus
Lineage: Eukaryota; Fungi; Ascomycota; Eurotiomycetes; Eurotiales; Trichocomaceae
Exons: 2
Coding region: 1-501 (166 amino acids)
Source: RefSeq, a predicted model, not a curated record
AUGAAGACCACUUUGAUCUCUCUUGCCGGGCUUACUGCCCUUGGCUCUAUGGUUGCAGCUGAUACCAUCCCCAAUCAAUUCUUCGUCAUCACUCUCGAAACAGGUGGACCCAAAGCCUCGCUUAGUGGCCAAUACCUCGACCUAAGCCCAGUCGUUGAUGGCACCGCCACGGUGGACUUUAAAGCCUCUGGAGACCCAGUGUACUAUAUCGAUGACGAUGGCAAACUGGUCGUGGAUACCUUCCGGCCUGGAGGUUUUUUCCCCGUCGGACCCGCUUACAUCGAUACCGACAACAACUCAAUCUUGAAAUUCAACAACGAGACCACUUUCGACUAUGCCAAGUUCGCUGUCGACAACUUUACGCUGGUGUCUGAAAAUGCAAGCGACCUGUGGUUCUGGUGCCCUCUUGAUGGCUCUGCAAACGGUACGGUUGCCCUGGGACCCACCGCUGGAGAUGGAUGCGAGCAGGUGGACACUAUCAAUGUUUUAUACACCGAUUAA